AUGGCCGCGGUGAAGCUAGGGGCGGCCGGCCAGGGCGCCCGGGCCCCCCCGGAGCCUCCCGAGCUCUUUUGCUACGGCCAGCCGGAUCUGGUGCUGUGCGGGCUGGAGUGGCGGAAGAGCGCCGCGCGGGGUCCCGGCAGUCCUGCCUUGUCACGCUUCGACCGAGCGCUGCGAGCGGGCUGGGAGGACCGGCUGCGCAGGGGGCUGUUCCGCUACCGCCUGGGUGAGCUGCAGACCCGGAUCCUGCCGGGGAGGAUGGGGCUCGUGGCCCAGCUGAACGUCCGACGAGGGACCGAGAGGAGGCGGCCCCAGGAGGUCCGCAGCGUCCAGCAGAAGUUUGACCCCCGGCAGUUCAACUUCUGCAAGAUCCGGAGGGAGGAGAUCCUCUUCCGCAUGUCCGGGCGCCCCCCUCCCCUGGCCAGCCCAUCCGGGGCUCUGGUGGUGAUCAACGUCAGCCCCCUGGAGUUUGGGCACAUCCUGCUCAUCCCGGACCCUGCUCGCUCUCUGCCCCAGAUCCUCACCCCGGAGGCCCUGCGCUUUGGCCUGGAUGCCCUCCUCCUCAGUGCCCACCCUGGCUUCCGCGUGGGCUUCAACAGUCUGGGAGCUUUUGCAUCUGUCAACCAUCUGCACCUGCAUGGCUUCUACCUGAACUGGGAGCUCAUGGUAGAGUCCGCCCCCUGCCGGCCCCUCCUGCCCGAAGCGGGCCUCCAUCUCCUGCAAGAGGUCCCGGCUCCAGGCUUCCUCUUCUACAGCGACGACGGGCAGCAGUUAGGGCUGCUGACCCGCCGGAUCACCCGGGUCACCCAGUAUCUCUCUCAGAGGGAGAUUGCACACAACCUGUUUGCCACGCGGGGUGCUGCCCCCGAGGCUCCCAUGGACUCAGGAGCUCGGCCUGGGAUCCGGAUCAUUCUCUGGGCACGGAAAGCCUGCUUCGGUACCAAGGAAGAAUCCGCCUUCAAUGUGGCAGUUUGUGAACUGGCAGGACAUCUGCCUACUAAAACUGUCCAGGAAUACGAUGGUCUCACUGAGGCAUCAGCCAUUCAAAGAAUUCAGCAGUGUCUCCUCUCGGAUACUCAGUUAGCCCAGCUCCAGCAUGAGCUCGUGGACCUCCUCCGAGAGCAGCCUCCAUCACCUCAACGGCCGUCCUCAGAGGACUGGGAGGAGCCCCCCAGGGAGCAGACCCCAGGUCUCCAGCCCCUGCAAGGCUCCACUGUUCCUGCUAUGGAUCUGAGCUCCAGGGUGGGGUCUUCAAGAGGAAGCUGCUGACGGACGCCAGACUGAUCAGGGCAGCUCCCUGGAAGGUG
Molecule: messenger RNA, 1304 nt
Organism: Candoia aspera
Lineage: Eukaryota; Metazoa; Chordata; Lepidosauria; Squamata; Candoiidae
Gene: GDPGP1
Product: GDP-D-glucose phosphorylase 1
Exons: 1
Coding region: 1-1266 (421 amino acids)
Biological process (GO): glucose metabolic process
Cellular component (GO): cytoplasm
Molecular function (GO): GDP-D-glucose phosphorylase activity
Source: RefSeq, a predicted model, not a curated record